CUGUGUUGAUGCAGAGCAAUGGCGGCGCUUAGAGUGCGGACGAUCACCCUGAGCAAGCAUCAGGGCCAGAGUUUUGGCUUCUUCCUGCGAGAGGAAAGGGGCGAGGAAGGCCACCUAAUCCGAAAUUUGGAGACGGGCAGCCCCGCCGAGCUCUCGGGCCUCAAGGACGGGGAUCGUGUGCUGAGGGUGAAUGGGACCUUUGCGGACACACUGAAGCACUCAGAGGUGGUGGAGCUGGUGAAGCGCAGCGGAACAUCUGUGACCUUCCAAGUCCUCGAUGAGGCCUCCUAUAAGAGUGCCAAGGAGAACGGUGUGGACCUGGCCAACCCCCAACCCAUUUCCCAGCCAAGUUCCCAGAACACCAUGAAUGGCGUGGCUGGAUCCACACCUAAACCCAAACUCUGCUACCUGGUUAAAUCCAAGAGCAAGAGCUAUGGCUUCUCUCUCAAGUCAAUAAGAGGUGUGGAAGGGGUCUUCAUGUCGGACAUAAUUCCUUCAGGGGUUGCAGACAAGGCUGGGGUCAAGGUCAACGACCGCCUUCUGGAGGUCAACGGAGAGGAUGUAGACAGCAACUCCCAUGAGGAGCUUGUAGAGAAGGUCAAAGCUUCAGGCGACAGUGUCAUGUUCCUGCUGGUGGAUGAGGAAGCAGACACAUAUUACAGGAACAGCAAGCAGAAUCCAGGGGUGGCACUGGCCACCAUGAAGUACCUGCCACACAAGCCACGCAUCGCCAACCUGACCAGGGGACCAGAGGGCUAUGGCUACUACCUGAGAGAGGACCCAAAAAUGAAAGGCCACUUCAUCAAUGACAUUGAGCACGGGAGCCCUGCUGAUAGGGCGGGCUUGAAAAACAUGGACCGACUGGUGGCAGUGAACGGAGAGGAAGUGGAUCACUUGGACCAUGACCAGGUGGUGGAGCGAAUCCGGCAGUCUGGAAAUGAGUGCUCCCUUCUGGUGGUGGACAAGGAAACAGAUAAAAUGUACAAGAUGGGAGGUGCAUCUCCUCUCCUCUACUGGAAGGAGAUGGGGGGAUCAUGUGAGCCAGCUUCGACUCUCCCUAUUGAUGAGCAGGUCCCACAUCUGGACCCCACACCCCAACCAACUGUGCUGCCAGCUUCAGCCAAGCCAACACAAGAGCACUUUAAGCCCAAGCUCUGCAAACUGGAAAAAACCUCAGGCGGCUAUGGAUUCCACCUCUACAGCAUCCAGGGUGUUCCAGGACAGUACAUCAAAGAGGUAGUGAAAGGCAGUGUAGCCGACCAGGCUGGUCUGGAGGAGAAUGACAUUGUUGUGGAGGUGAACGAAGUGAAUGUGGAAAACAGCACCCAUGAUGAAGUAGUGUCCAUGAUCAAGAGCAGCGGGAACCAGCUGGUCCUCCUCGUGGCUGAGAAGCAGGCCUACAGCUACUUCAAGGCUGAGAAGAUUCCCAUCACCUCACUGCUUUUGGGCAGCACCUCUGCGCUAACACCCACAACUGCUGAACCCACAAAGGUCCAUGAGGUGAAAGAAGAAGAGGAUGAGGAAAGACAGAAGGAAACAGAAAGAGAGGAGGAGGAGGAAGAUGUCAAUCCAUCCACACCACCCAGUGAACCAAACACUAGAGACAGGACAUCCUCCACCUCAUCUUCCUCAUCAGAAGAAGAUGAAAAACUCUAAUAAGAGCAGGAUUUCUUACUCCUUUCUGACGUUUACUUUUCCCAGCGUUUUAAGUGCUCUGCUCACCAACUACAAUGAUUGGUAAAGAAUUAUAUUUGUCUAAGAAACACUAACAGUAAUACGUUCUUAACCCUUGGGUUGUGU
Molecule: messenger RNA, 1800 nt
Organism: Scleropages formosus (Asian bonytongue)
Lineage: Eukaryota; Metazoa; Chordata; Actinopteri; Osteoglossiformes; Osteoglossidae
Gene: pdzk1
Product: PDZ domain containing 1
Exons: 8
Coding region: 19-1656 (545 amino acids)
Biological process (GO): protein localization to plasma membrane
Cellular component (GO): apical plasma membrane
Molecular function (GO): protein-membrane adaptor activity; signaling receptor binding
Source: RefSeq, a predicted model, not a curated record